Messenger RNA from Sphaerodactylus townsendi, 456 nucleotides. It is a transcript of the gene NDUFA2, whose product is annotated as NADH:ubiquinone oxidoreductase subunit A2. NCBI's taxonomy places the organism in Eukaryota, Metazoa, Chordata, Lepidosauria, Squamata, Sphaerodactylidae. The coding region runs from base 67 to 360 and encodes 97 amino acids. The record is from RefSeq and is a predicted model, not a curated record. The transcript is spliced from 3 exons.
CCGCGCCCUUUUCUUGAAGCUAACGGCGCGGAUUGGCAGAGGCGUCUGGCGGGGCCGGGGCUCAACAUGGCGGCGAGUUCGGCUCUGCGGGUCGUCGGGAGCCACCUCAAGGAGAUCCGGGUCCACCUGUGCCAGCGCUCGCCGGGAAGCCAGGGCGUCAGAGACUUCAUUGAAAAACACUAUGUUACUUUAAAGAAGGCAAAUCCAGAUUUCCCUAUUCUGAUCAGAGAGUGCUCAGAUGUGCAGCCCAAGCUCUGGGCUCGAUAUGAGUUUGGCAGAGAGACGAGCAUACCGCUGAACAACCUGAACGUGGACCAAGUCGCCAAAGCUGUAGAGACUGUUAUACACAGCAAAGCGUAAAGAUAAUACGUGGUGCCUGCAACCAAGAAUCCAAAUCCAGCCGUGAUGCAUGUAUGGAUGUAACUUAUUAAAACUGCAUAUUAAAAUGAUGGCUUA